GGUGUCGAGGUCGCGAAGUCUGCAGCAGAGGCCUCUCCGGGAGCCUCUCCGCCGGAGGGGCGCAGGCAGGCGAUGCCGGUUCUGUACGAGCCCUCUGACCACGAGGUCCACAAGAUGCGGAACCUCAAGGAGGCGGCUGCCGGUCGGAGCAUCGUGGACAUGGACCCGGAAGCCAAGGAAAAAGCCUUCUGGGUGAGCCUUGUCCGGGUGAACCCUAUGAAGAAGCCCGGGCAGAAGAAGGUGGAUUCAGCCGACUGGGGCGAUAGUGACAACCCUCUGAUGGGGCCGCACGGUCCGUCCUUCAUCGGGCGCGUCGUCCGUGAUCCCGUGUCUGCCAAGGUAAAGCUGGUGUACGACGGGCACAACCGCUACGACUUUCACGCUGUUGAUCUGUGGACACGCCCCGCCGUGGGAGGGAGUGUGGAGAAGCUCAAGAGGGACAAGUACAUCUUCAAGCCGGUACCGAUGCUGUAUCGCACCUGGCUGUACCACGAGAGCUAUCGGAACCACCGAAGCACCAACACGACCUCUGACGAUUCCGGCGUCAUCAGGCAAAUCCUGAGCAAGGACUGCAUUGAUGCAGAUAUCUCGGCUGGCCGGUGGUCGCCCCUGGUCCCCCUACUGCCGGCUGCUUUCUGCUGCGCGCUGACGUGCGACGAGCUCUCGGUGGGAACCGCGGUCCUUCUCGCCUGGCUGAUCCAAAAAGUCGGCAAUGAUUUGAACAAGCCGGAGAGGUACAAGGAACUCCGCCUGUGGCUCCUGCUGCCACGCCUGGCCUGGGUUGGCUUCCUCAUCUUCCGGGCUCUCUCCUGGCUCCCGGAGGCUGCAAUCCUGAACAUUGUUGGCCUCGCCGGAACUCUACUCUUUUGCUGCAUCGACUUCCUCUACGGUGACCGCGAGUCCGUGAAUAAGUACCGGCUGAAUUGCAGCUAUGAGGUCGUGAAGGUCCUGCCCAACCGGGUUUUCGUGUGCCGGCGGGUGGGAGCCACGGAUUUCGAGAAGCUGUUCGGCUACCGGGGGACCGUGCAUCAAAACAUCUCAGGAAUGGGCUCCUGGGGCCGGGAUAUGACGCUCAUCGCCGAGUUGAUGGGAUGCAUCUUCGAGCUCCGCCCAUUCACUGCGAAGGAUUGGGAGGUCCUGAUCAACGAGGUCCCGGGUGCAGACAACGCCAGGCGCUGCUUCUGGGGUGUGGACUGCUACGACCCACUGAUACCUACGUGGAUCGAUCUGAACCGCAAGGAGCGAGUUGAGGCGGCGGCGCUCCUUUCCAAGGUUGGCGUCCGCCAUGCCUCCGGGAAGGUCGAUGCGGACCGACUACUGCAGCAGUUGGAGGUCAGCAAGGCCCUCUUUGCACGAGAAGAGGCAGCCGUCGCGCAGGUGGUGCACGCUAGCAGAAACACACCACCGGGCACACCCAAGGACCAGGGGCCCCUCGACGAUGACAUGGACCUCUGGUCACGGUCCCCGGCGAUGAGGAAGACUUUGCCGGGACAGGCACCACAUUUACUGACCUGA
Molecule: messenger RNA, 1515 nt
Organism: Symbiodinium sp. CCMP2456
Lineage: Eukaryota; Dinophyceae; Suessiales; Symbiodiniaceae
Source: the annotation of a GenBank genome assembly